Messenger RNA from Penicillium argentinense, 1254 nucleotides. Its product is annotated as transcription initiation factor IIA large subunit. The transcript is spliced from 4 exons. The record is from RefSeq and is a predicted model, not a curated record. Bases 1 to 1254 code for a protein of 417 amino acids. Gene Ontology annotation, biological process: transcription initiation at RNA polymerase II promoter; transcription by RNA polymerase II. Gene Ontology annotation, cellular component: transcription factor TFIIA complex. Lineage: Eukaryota; Fungi; Ascomycota; Eurotiomycetes; Eurotiales; Aspergillaceae.
AUGUCCAACCAACAAGUGGGUACGGUGUUCGAGAAGGUGAUCCAGGAAGUCUGCGACUCCUCUCAGGUCGACUUUGAAGAAAGUGGUGUAGACCAAAAGACGCUCCUUGAUCUGCGCGAGGUAAAUUAUCUCCCCUUUGUUGUUCCUUCGGUGUAUCUGGAUGGUCUUGGUCGUCGUGGCCCAGAGUGGGCGGCCAAAAGCGGGGAGCCCCGAAGUGUGCGGGAGGCGACCUGGCAGCAAAAGCUUUCCUCUGUUAACGUCGCCCAUUUCCCCUGGGAUCCCGCUCCUCAGCCCACUCCUCAAGCUCCUGUCCUCCCUCCUCAGGCUACUGUUCCGUCUAACGCCCCACGACCCCCUCCUCAACAACAUGUGCAACAACAACAUGUGCCUACCCCUGUCUCUCUUCCGCAGGCGCCUCCUGCCUCAGCCCCCAUUCCUCAAGCCGCAGCAGCAAUGGCUGGUCCUCGCAUCAAGACCGAGCCUGGAACCAACGGACAAGGAGCAACGCCCAAUUUGACCAACCCGAUGGCUCCGAAUGUACCUCCUCUUCACUCCGCCUCCGCACGAGAGCGGGCCAUGAACAAUGUCCUUCACAAGUACGGACCUGCUGCGGCUCAAACUGUGAGUCAGCUUCAGCAGCCUGGACAGACCUAUCAACAGCAGAUGCACGCUUCCAAUGGCCAGAUGCCGCAGAUCAAGCAGGAGCCUGGAUAUCCACCCAUGGGCCCUGGUCAAACUGAUGGUGCCGAUGACUCCCUGUCCGACUGGAAAACAGAAGUAGCCCGUCGCAGACAAGCUGCCCAAAAUGGUGAAGGAGACCGGACUCUUAAGGCGCAUCUCAAACAGCAGAUGCUUGAUCUCGAAGCCGGUGGUCUCCUUCAGCCCUCCACCGGAUAUUCGACCUCGAUCAUGAGUCGUGCAGCUCUCACCAACUCUUUUGGCCAAGAUGACGUAGAUGAUCCGUCUUCGUCUGCCCCGAGAAUGCCUGGCCAGACCGACGGCACUGAUGACCUUAAGGUGGAGCCUAAGGAAGAAGCAGACGAAGACGCUAUCAACUCCGACUUGGACGAUCCCGACGACCUGGUUGCCGAAGAUCACGACGCCGAUGAAAUGGAAGGUCAGGUCAUGCUUUGCACCUAUGAUAAGGUCCAGCGAGUCAAGAACAAGUGGAAGUGCACUUUGAAGGACGGCAUCUUGACUACUGGUGGCAAAGAAUACGUCUUCCACAAAGGCCAAGGAGAAUUCGAGUGGUGA